Messenger RNA from Pyricularia grisea, 1065 nucleotides. RefSeq lists its product as uncharacterized. The coding region runs from base 320 to 1003 and encodes 227 amino acids. Lineage: Eukaryota; Fungi; Ascomycota; Sordariomycetes; Magnaporthales; Pyriculariaceae. The record is from RefSeq and is a predicted model, not a curated record. The transcript is spliced from 2 exons.
GCGUCAGGUAUCCCUGCAACCUCCAGAGGGUUGGCGUCAGAAGCUGUGCAUUGUGGGGGCUCACUUGUCGUGUCUCUUCCAUCGAACACGACAGUUUUUCCCCGGCCGGAAUCCGCGUAAUCACCAAGCUGAGAGAGCAUUCGUCGCACGACCCAUUGCGAAUCAUAGCUGAAGCUUUCCCCGUCGAUAGCUUCAGCUGACUGAAUCUUGUUUGUAUCGGCCACGAUUUUCACUGCAAAAUCACGACAGCCUGGUCUGCCACUUUGCGAACAGAAUCUUCACUGCACACUGUACACCCGAUCCACAGAGCCAGCCCAUCAUGAGAAUACGACUUCCUUUUGCGGGAGUCUUCUUCUUCCUGCUCCUCGUCGCAGGCUACGCCGGUCUGACGUCACUGCAACUGGGCGAGCUUAUCAACGACAAGCUUCUCCACCUCAUCACAUUCUUCGUCCUCACCGUGGUCUUCUACUGGAUUGUCGACACAAACCGUCGGCGCACUCUAAACCUGACCCUAACGGUGUGCACAUUCUCCCUCGGCGUCGGCUCCGAGUUUUUGCAAGCGCUGCUUCCCAACGGCCGAGACUUUGACGUUUACGACAUCGCUGCGAACCUCGUCGGUAGCCUGACGGGACUGGCGCUUUGUUCAUGGUACCAUAAGCGCAUGCUCGAGCGCAAGCGCUUGCGCAAGGGAUAUCAGCCUGUCGACGGUGUCGACGGUGACCCUGGAGAGGAGGAUGUUGAGCUGGGCGAGGGUCUGGGCUACUCGAACGAUGAUGGUCAUGAAGAGGGUAUCACGGAUGCUACCGUCUAUGCGGAACCAAGCGGACCCGUUGGCGACAGGGGUUUGACUUUGGAUGAAGAGGUUGACAACUGGGACGAGAAUGGUGAGGACGCAUGGGAUGAGGCGGACGCAGGCGACAUUGGCGAUGUGGCUCUGGCUACCAAGAGUCAGGGAGUCGAUGCGGAAAAUGGUGAUGGAAAGCCCCCAAAAAGAGCCGACUGAGAGCGGACUUGUAGGAUCAAGAUUGUUUUGUUUUACGAUAAUCAUGAGCAGAAUUUGACGCA